Messenger RNA from Drosophila obscura, 1231 nucleotides. RefSeq lists its product as uncharacterized. Lineage: Eukaryota; Metazoa; Arthropoda; Insecta; Diptera; Drosophilidae. The record is from RefSeq and is a predicted model, not a curated record. The transcript has a single exon. Bases 246 to 818 code for a protein of 190 amino acids.
GGGCUUUGCCCUAACAGUCAGACACAACUGCCGUACUGAGAUGGAGGUACAUAAAUUUGAAUAACACUAAAUUUUCCGUGCUCGCUAUUAAAUCCGUAGCAGACCUUGCAAGGCGAAGCAUAGACUAAAUUGAUAGGAUACCAUCGAAAGGACCAUGCGACAAGCUCUCUAGAAGGAGCAGUUCCAAGUGGCAGGGUUCCAAAGACGCAACAUUAACAAACAAAAAUCCAAAAAACCCACUGAGAAUGCUGGUAAUGGACGCCCUCUUCAAUAGUCUGCUCGUGGUCAGCUCCGGCUAUGCAAUUUACACCUUGCAUCCGCUGCAGACCCCGUACGGAUAUGGGGCGGCAACCCUAAGUCUGAUCCACGGACUGCUGGGCGUGGUACGGGCCACCCGCAAUGAUGACGACGACUGCAAUCGGUUGCGACUGAUCACGUCGGGAGUCAUGGAGAUUGCUCCGCUGCCCAUAGUCAACAUAGAGCUAUAUCUGAAGUCGUCGAGUCCCAGCCUGGCCUUGGCCCAUAGCUGCUUUUUGGUGCCUCUUGCCUACGAUAUUCUCGCCAAAAUGGGCGAUAACGAGGACAGCUCCACGGAAUCGCUCAAGGAGCUCACGCUCCUGGGAAACCUGGUCUCACUGCUCUUCCUGGGCGUCAAUCAGUCAAGCAAUAUGUACGGAGCCAUGGCCGCUGUGGCCUUCGGGGCCCGCUACGGCUCCCUGAUACUCGAAUACUACCGUGAAGGUCUUGGUUCUGACUUCAGGCUGCUGGCGAAUUCCCUCUUUAUUGUGCUGAUGACCCUGACCCUGUCGGCUAAGUAACUAUCAAUCACCACCCAAAUCCUCAGCACUGUCGGGACUCCAUUAAAAACCCAUCCAAAACCCCUUUUUCGCCAACUCAAGGCUGCGGGCUUGCGGUUCAUUGGCUCAACAAUGGCUCAACGGCGGCUCAAUAAACUUGCAAUUAAUGUUUGCAAAUUAAAAUUCAAAAAUAAACAUUCAUUGUUUUGUCCCACACAAAAAAUUAAGUGUCCCCCAUCAUCACCAUGAUACUCCUCACAUCCAGGCAAUCUACUGUCUUGAGCGGGAGCAGCUGGGAAUAACACUGCCUCAAUUUUCAACGUUAACGGGGCCUUUCCGUGGAUGCGCAAAUAAGUUGAAAACUUUUGGAUAAUGCUCGUAAUAAUUCCUAAGAAGGAAUAAGCGGUUACACUAAAAGAGAUUUAAAGUUAAGG